Paramecium primaurelia is the source of this 1689-nucleotide messenger RNA. The record is from the annotation of a GenBank genome assembly. NCBI's taxonomy places the organism in Eukaryota, Ciliophora, Oligohymenophorea, Peniculida, Parameciidae.
AUGAAAAAUCAAUAACUCUAAAAAGACUUAGAAGCAUUUCAAAAAUAACUUAAAUUAGCAUUACCAUAAAUAAUCAAUUAAGCUAAAAAAGAUAUUUGUCAUUCUUAAUACUUUGAAAGUCUAUUUAAAGAAUCUAAACCUAAUAAUAUUUAAGAAUUAUAUUCUCAAAGUCUUCUUAGAUUAGAUCCUCAUAUAUCCAGAUAAUAACCACAAUUAGAAGAUGAUAUCUAAAUAAUUAAUGAUUUUAUCCAUAUAUAUUUUGAAACUCAUUUUUCUACUUUAUAGAAAAUGAUGCUACUUGAAAAAGAAGUGAAAACUCAAAUGGAAUUAGAAGAUAUCUAAACAAUAGCAAUUAAAGAAAGUAAGUAAUAAUUCUAAUAUUUAACCUAAUUAGAAGUAGAUUAAAAUAAAGUUUUAGAAUAUGAUACUGCAAAUAUGAAAGAAAUUUGUCUUAUAUUAAAGAAAAAAUAUUAUAAAAUACCUACAUAACCUAUUUGUGAUAAUUGUUUUUGUGGUAAUUAAUUACAUUACAAUUAAGUUGUUUAAUGUUAAUUAUGUGAUAAAUACUAUCAUGUUAAAUGUUUAGACAAAAGUUAUGAUGAAAGAUAUGUUAAUAAUUUUACAUGUCCAAGAUGUACUCUAUAUAAUAUGGAUUAAUUCUGUGAAGUUAUUUCAACACUUGUUGAUCCAUGUCCAUUUAAAAAAAAUGGUUUAACUAAUUCUAAACUAGUUAGAUUUAAAACUGAUUGUGAAAUGGUUGACAUAAGAUGUAUUAGGCUUGAUUCUCCUUAAGCUGCAUAAGAAAUUACUUGGCCAGAUUUAGGAGAAAUUUAAUUAAAUGGUAAAAAAGUAUUUGAUUUUGUUCCAUUAAGUUAAUAAAGCUGUUUACAUAAAAGAAAAGAUGAAAAACUUCUUUGUUCAAUUCCUAAAAAUGAAGAAUGCACUCUUAUAUUUAAAGAAACUAUACCAGGAAUUGAUUAAAAAAGAAAGUUUAGAAUUAUUGAUGAAUAACUCUAUUAUUUUGCAAUUUAUAAAACAAAAUAAUACACAGCGAAAUAAUUAAUUGAUAAAAUCAUUGAUAAUCCUUAAAAUUGGAUGAGUUUAGAAUAAUCACAAGAUUUUGUCAUUCUCUAAAUCAAUUAUAGUCCUGCCAUUAAAAUAAUUAAAUUGCAUAUAUCUUUAUUAUGUUGUUUUAGUUCUUCUCUAAUGUUAACUCCAGUUAGAGGAAUCUAUUGUACUCAUGUUUAAUGUUUUUCUUUAGAAAGUUAUAUACUAAUGUUAGAUUAAUAGCUACCAAGAAAAUGGAGAUGUCCAAUUUGUAAAGCUAAAAUAUUUAAAUUAUAAAUUGAUGCACUAUAAUAUGCAAUUUUAAAAUCAAUCAGACAAUUAGGUUUAUAAGAAAAAUAUUCCUGUAUAUCAUUUGAUUUUUAAGGAAAUAUUUUAGAUGAAGUAAUUUCUAAAUCUAUUGAUUUUAAUAAUAUUCCUGAGAAUGCCAAAUAAAAUUAUAAUAGAAUACCAUAGUUAGAAAAAUUAAGUAGUUCUAAUAUUGAUAAUGAAGAUUUUGAGAUUUAAAGUAAUUCAAAAUUAAACAAUCAUAAAUCUAUUGUUAUAAUAUANAUGAUAUCUAAAUAAUUAAUGAUUUUAUCCAUAUAUAUUUUGAAACUCAUUUUUCUACUUUAUAGAAAAUGA